Molecule: messenger RNA, 1011 nt
Organism: Copidosoma floridanum
Lineage: Eukaryota; Metazoa; Arthropoda; Insecta; Hymenoptera; Encyrtidae
Product: zinc finger protein 239-like
Source: RefSeq, a predicted model, not a curated record
AUGGCUGAGGGUCAAAAGCAAAGCUGCAGCGUGUGCCAACGAGCUUUUACCGAUUUCAAAUAUCUGUCAAGUCACAUGCGUACCCUACACAUGGGGGAGGGGCUCCACGAGUGCUCCACGUGCCAACGAGCCUCCAACGAUACCAGCAACCUCAAGAGACAAGCGCGACUCCACACCGAUGACCGGCCCCUCAAGAGCUCCACGAGCCAACGAGACUUCGACUCAUCGAGCAAUCUGAAAAAACACAUAAGCAUCCAUCAAGAUGGGCAACUCUACGAUUCCAGCGCCGUACGCCAUGGACAGCAAACUCUUGACCGGAGCAUCGAUCUUGCAAGCUCAAGUGGCUCGUCAUCCCAUUUUUGCUCUGUGGACUCGUCGAGCAGCCCGAUCCCCACCAGCGUGCCUCUGUAUCGUUGCGCCGAAUGUUCGCGUGCAUUCACCAGGAAUAGCGAUCUCACGAGACACGCGCGCAUCCACACGGGUGAGAAGCCCUUCCGUUGCACCUUGUGCCCCUGGAACUUCAGCGACAACGGUAGUCUCAAAAGACACAUGCGCAUCCACAGCGACGAGCGACCUCACAAGUGCCCCGAUUGCUCGAAAGCCUUUGCCCAGAGCAGAAACUUGGCCGUGCACAAGCGCGUCCACACCGGCGAGCGACCUUAUCGGUGCUCCAUGUGCUCGAAGAGCUUCACCCGAGCGAGCGACCUUUCGUACCACACUUACAUCCACACCGGCGAGCGACCUUAUCGGUGCUCCAUGUGCUCGAAGAGCUUCACCCGAGCGAGCAACCUUUCGUACCACACUUACAUCCACACCGGCGAGCGACCUUAUCGGUGCUCCAUGUGCUCGAAGAGCUUCACCCGAGCGAGCGACCUUUCGUACCACACUUACAUCCACACCGGCGAGCGACCCUACACUUGCUCGGUGUGCCAAAAGAGCUUCAUCCGAUACCGCAAUCUGAUGUCGCACAUGCACCGUCAAGCCAUUUUGGGGCUUCUUCGACAAAAAUAA